Messenger RNA from Phytomonas sp. EM1, 678 nucleotides. The record is from the annotation of a GenBank genome assembly. NCBI's taxonomy places the organism in Eukaryota, Euglenozoa, Kinetoplastea, Trypanosomatida, Trypanosomatidae.
AUGCCACCAGGGAAGAAAGCGGAGCAGAAGCGAAAGGAGAAGAUCGUCGAGGACAAGACCUUCGGGUUGAAAAACAAAAACCGCAGCGCGAAGGUCCAGGCCUACGUCCAGCAGGUCCAGAAGACCGUCAAUCAGCGCCACCCGAACGACCGCAAGGCCGCCGCCGACGCCGAGGAGCGGCGGCGCGCGAAGGAGGAGAAAAAAGCCCGCGAGGCGGAACUUGCGAAGCUCUUCCACAACGUCGAUCAACAGCAACGCCGGCGUAAAGACGAAGACGCGGGAGGGGAAGGGGAAGGCGACGGCGACGCAGGGGCGUACGUCUACGACCCCGACGCCUAUCUCUUCCGUCCGGAGGACUUCGACGAGGUCGAGCACGACGCGCGUCGGCUGGAGGAGCGGCUGGAGGCCGAGCGCGAGGCCCUCCACGGGCGGGACGAUUUAACCCCCGUGACGGAGCGGACGUUUCAGGCGUGGAAGGCCGCGAAACGCGCGGAGGCCGCCGCGAAGGAGGCCGCGCGGGUCCGUCAGGCGAAGGCCGGCCACGGCACCCUGCGUGGGUGGGACCUCUGGCAGCUCAACCAACACCUCUUCGUCGACGACGACCAGGCCGACGAGUUCUACGAGCGCGAGGUCUUCUCCGACGGGGAGGGGGAAGAGGACGCGUAUGAUCUGUCCUAG